AUGUCGAAAAGCGCAGUGAUAACGAAUAUCACUAUCACGCCGGUGGCAUUCCAUGACAUGCCCCUGCUGAACAGCGUCGGCGUUCACGAGCCAUUUGCACUACGUAGCAUUAUCGAAGUCAUCACAGACGCUGGUGUCUAUGGUCUGGGAGAGUCUUACGGCGACGACACACAUCUCGAGCGUCUGGGCCGUGCAGCGAAGAACAUCAAAGCGCUGAAGCCCUCGGUCUAUGAUCUCAACGCAAUCUAUAGCGCAUGCGCUGGGUCUCUCAAGGGCGACAGCACGCAUGGCGGUGAUGGCAUGGCCGGCAUGGUGACCACAGCCUCCACUGAAGACAAGAUCUUUAGUCCGUUCGAGGUGGCAUGUCUCGAUAUUCAGGGAAAGCUGGCGGGUGUUCCCGUAAGCGAUUUGCUUGGCGGCCGUGUGCGGGACUCUGUCGCUUACUCGGCAUAUCUAUUCUAUAAGUGGGCCGGCCACCCCGGCGAGCCGGACGAUGAGUACGGGGCAGCACUUGACCCGGAAGGCCUAGUCAAGCAGGCAAAGAAAAUUAUAGAUGAGUAUGGCUUCACAGCAAUAAAGCUCAAAGGCGGUGUUUUCGAGCCCGCGCAGGAGGUUGCUGCCAUCAAGGCGCUACAUGCCGCGUUUCCUGGAAUCCCAUUACGCCUAGACCCCAACGCCGCGUGGACUGUUGAAACGUCCAAAUGGGUGGCGAAGGAGCUCGCCGGUAUCGUCGAGUACCUCGAGGACCCGGCAGGAGGCAUCGACGGGAUGGCAGCGGUGGCCAACAGCACAGAGGCAAGCAUGCCGCUGGCGACAAACAUGGCUGUGGUCGCCUUCAACCAGCUACCUUCAUCCAUCGCGCAGAACGCGGUGCAGGUGGUUCUCUCGGACCACCAUUUCUGGGGCGGACUACGCAAGUCUCAACUGCUGGCGGGUAUUUGCCAUACGUGGGGAAUGCGACUCAGCAUGCAUUCCAACAGCCAUCUGGGCAUCUCCCUCGCAGCCAUGACACACCUGGCUGGCGCUACUCGUAAUUUGGACUACGCGUGCGACACGCACUGGCCGUGGAAGCGGCGGGAAGAGGAUGUCAUUGCGGACGGUGCCUUGCGAUGGGUACCAGGCGGUGCGGUGGAGGUGCCAACGAAGCCCGGAUUGGGUAUUGAGCUUGACAGGGGAAAACUUGCAAAGCUCCAUGAGCAGUAUCUCACCUGUGGACUAAGGAAGCGGGAUGAUACGACGUAUAUGCAGAAGUUUCAGCCAGAGUUCUCAGCCACGAUUCCGAAGUGGUGA
Molecule: messenger RNA, 1290 nt
Organism: Neoarthrinium moseri
Lineage: Eukaryota; Fungi; Ascomycota; Sordariomycetes; Amphisphaeriales; Apiosporaceae
Exons: 1
Coding region: 1-1290 (429 amino acids)
Source: RefSeq, a predicted model, not a curated record